GGAGGAUUUGGGAUCACCCUUCUACAGAAGCUGAGACCUGCUAAUGCGUUCCUGUGAUGGCCUUUCUCGUGUCUCUGUGAACCUAGCCGUAUGGCCUACCUGCCCUUCAUAAGUUGCUCGCUAUUGACUCACCAGCCGCCUUUUUUUUCUCAACCAGUUCUUAGCAGGGAGAAGAUCUGUUCGGUCUUUAUGCGCUUUCGCCUGAGCUACGCAAAUGAAUAAAGGGAUUUGCGUUGAGAGGCGCGCUCCCCAUGUUCGUGUUUUGGAGUUUUUGCGAGAAGGAAUGUUCCGGAGAUCAAUCAUCUUCUUUCUUUUUCUUCUGCUUCACAAAUCUGUUGGGGAUGAGCAGCCUUUUCUUUCCCACCAUCAACACCAGGUGAUUGAAUCUAACACUGUGAGGUCGCUUAAGGAAGAGAAUGCGCAGCACCAUGAAGUGCAUUGCUCUAGAGAAAGGAGCAGGGUUGCACGAGACAUAAUUGAGCAGCAUUCUUUGGUUUGCAUUGUCCAGUAUUUGAUGCCCUUUGUGGAGCAAGAGAAAUAUCUUCUAUCAACUAAUUGCAGGCUUCAUCCUGAUAAUGACAUGUUUAGAGAGCAGGAGCAGCACAAGGUGCAUGUUGACAUCAAUGAGUGGCGCUGUGGCUUCUGUAAGAAGAGAUUUCUUACAGAAGCAUAUCUAGAUCAGCACUUUGAUAACAGACACUCCAACCUUCUGAAUGAUAGCCAAGGUCAUUGCUUGGCAGAUUUAUGUGGGGCAUUACACUGUGACAUGAUGAGCAACUCCAAGCUUCAGAAGACUAAAUGUAAUCCUGCUGCUGCUGCAAAAAACCGCCAUCUUUGUGAGAGUCUAGCAAAUGAUUGUUUUCCUAUAAGUGGGGGUCGCUCAGCCAGUCGGCUUCAUGAAUUUUUUCUGCGGCAAUUCUGUGAUGCUCAUGCAUGCAAUGGGAUGCACAAACCUUUCUCUAGAGGAAGCCGGAAGCAAACGAGUGUUUUCUAUUUGGCCAUAUGCAUAUUGAUUUUGAUACUGCUACCACUGUUCUACGUCAUCGUGUAUCUGUACCAAAGAGAGAUGCGGACACGUGUCCAAGAUUUAAAGCGUGUAUCUCAAAUAGGCCGGAAGACUAAACCCUCUUAAUUGGUUCGUGCUUCAUCAUCCACAACAGUAUCUUCCUCCUUAUCAUAAUGAUUCUCGGUAUAUGAUCCACAGCCACCAGCAUAUCCCUGUCUAUGAUCAUCAUCAUCCCCUGCUCGGUCAUUGAUGGUGUUGAUUAUGAUUAUGAACACGUCCUUGGUGUGGCUGACUGGUUACUUAUAGAUUGUUUUCUUACAUCUUCAAUACUGUCACUUGAUCCUUGAAAAUAUGUGCGAUACCAUUUGCACCUAGUCGAUUGGGUUUUUCAGCAAUCAUUCCUGCAGAAGCGUUUGUCAUUUUUCAAUGCCAUGAUUCCCGACUUGAAUGGCUUCUUUUCUUCUGAAAAGAAAAAGUCCUCUU
Molecule: messenger RNA, 1489 nt
Organism: Nymphaea colorata (pocket water lily)
Lineage: Eukaryota; Viridiplantae; Streptophyta; Magnoliopsida; Nymphaeales; Nymphaeaceae
Exons: 10
Coding region: 215-1132 (305 amino acids)
Source: RefSeq, a predicted model, not a curated record